AUGAAUCUCGGGUCCGGAGGGUUGGACUGGUUAGACUUUCAGCUUCAAGAACCAAUAUUGCAGCAGGAACAAUCCCUUAUGACAAGCACACCUCAUUCUAUCAUCCCUUUAAUGGAUCCAAUUCUUGGCAACAAUCAAAUGUAUGGCAGUAAUACCGCUGGGUUGACAAUCCAUGACCGAGGUGAUAACGGCGGAAACUUCACAAAUGUCAAUAUCCCAGCCUCGCAGCAGUGGCCAUUCGACCAAAAUCGCGAACGGUUUCCACCCCGAUGUCGACUGCCACCUCUCCGUGACAUCCUACACGGGAGUGUUACCUCGGUUUACGGAAAGAACAUGGACACCUUACAAGAGAUCGUCCAGCUUUUAUCUGUCCCUUACAUUCCAAAGUUGGACAACUCAUCAUACGUCGGAUCAAGACUUGCAGCUUUCAAUCUGUUACAGGAAGCGAUUGGCAGCUUCUUUGCCGGCUUUCAUCCCAUUCUUCCUAUCAUCCAUGUCCCGACGUGGAAUUUAUUCAAAUACCCAACUGUGCUACUUGCUAGUAUGGCUUGCAUCGGAGCUAUGUUACAGGAAGAUCAGGGUUCUUCAGACGUGUCGAAUGCUUUUAGCGAGAUAUGCACACGGAUGAUUUUUUGGCUGGCCUGUUCGGACAGCAAUAGUUACUCCGACCUGUCCUAUCUUAGUGCUUCUUGUCUGCAUCAAAUCUUCUCACUAGGAUCUGGGAACCGUCAACUAUAUCAGGACGCAGACCGUUCCCGCGGUGCUUUGAUCGGUGGCUUGCGAGGCAUGGGACUCCUAACCUCCCGUGUGUCUAUAGAGGCCGAAAAAGCAGAUCUGCAAGCCUCGAUAUACACUAACACGACCGAUGUGCAGGCAGAAUGGAGGCAGUGGAUAGACCGAGAAAGAGAAAAGCGUGUAACUUGGGCAUCGUUCGAAUACGACUGUAGUCUUGCCACACUAACAGGUCGCCGCGGCGCUGUCGAUCUCGGAGAAUUGCCAUAUACAUUCCCUUGUGCUGAAUCCUUAUGGGAAGCUCAAUCCGCACAAGCGUGGAAAACUCUUUCAAUACACUCGUGCUUUGGCAUAUCUGUCACAUCUGUUCUUGAAAGAGUAAUGACUAGGAGAUCUGUACCAGCCACAUUGUCAUCAUGGGGGAAAAGACUUUGCAGUCAGAUUAUUGGGCGACUCCUGUGGGAUAUGAAGCAGCUUGAAGUUGCAUACCUGAGCAAGGCUUUGCGUCUACCUUCGUUAGUGUCUGUUCAACAACAAGCUAAAUUCGCUCUGCUUGAAGGAUUUGAGAAUCUCGGGCGCUCCAUUGGGAGCCCAGGUUCAAGCAAAGAGUUGAUUGAUAACAAUAUCUCGCAAUUGAUUGUCCAUUAUUGCAAUCUUUAUAGCUCGGACGACGUAAUGGAGCUCGUGGUCUAUAUCGUCCGAAACGUCGCCACUACUUCCCACAACCAAACCAACAUCCAACUAAUCGAAGCAGCAAAACAUCGACUGAGAGCAAAAUUCAGUAACGAUGCGUCCCGGACACGAAAGCUGGUCUGGCAUGCAGCACAAAUCCUUGCUAUUGCCAACCAAUACCUAGUCUCCGCCCCAUGCGAGAUACUGCGUAUCUUCAUGGGCUCUAUAUUCUUAAUGGCCUUCUCAAAGUAUAGCACCUGCCCAUCUUACUUUGAACUCGAUAAAAACGACUUGCCGUACGUUAAGCUGGACGAAAUCCAAAAUACAAUUGGAUGUCAGACGCCACUCAUCAGUGACUGGAUCCGCCAUGGCGGUCCAGCUUAUAUAGCUGAUGUUGACGAUAUCUAUUCUGAGAAAUUUUCCAGUCAUAUUAGUAUCCGAACUCAGGCCUUGUUGCAAAGGAUAGAAUACUGGGGUUUGUCUCGUAAGUUUGUGCGAAUACUUCAGAUUUUUGAGACCACUGGAUGA
Molecule: messenger RNA, 1932 nt
Organism: Talaromyces stipitatus ATCC 10500
Lineage: Eukaryota; Fungi; Ascomycota; Eurotiomycetes; Eurotiales; Trichocomaceae
Exons: 3
Coding region: 1-1932 (643 amino acids)
Biological process (GO): DNA-templated transcription; regulation of transcription by RNA polymerase II
Cellular component (GO): chromatin
Molecular function (GO): RNA polymerase II cis-regulatory region sequence-specific DNA binding; zinc ion binding; DNA-binding transcription factor activity, RNA polymerase II-specific
Source: RefSeq, a predicted model, not a curated record